Messenger RNA from Daldinia loculata, 582 nucleotides. RefSeq lists its product as uncharacterized. The record is from RefSeq and is a predicted model, not a curated record. The coding region runs from base 154 to 582 and encodes 142 amino acids. The transcript has a single exon. Lineage: Eukaryota; Fungi; Ascomycota; Sordariomycetes; Xylariales; Hypoxylaceae.
AUUUAAACAAGCCGACACCAGAUAUCUCUACCUCCUAUAAGCAUCCACUUUCCUAAACCAAACCAUCUACACAAAGCACUUGUUUCCCUAAUAAGUCGCGGAUAGGCAAGGCAAAUCAACGCAAAACCAACUUCGACCUCGGUAGUUUCCACCAUGGACAAAAUUGACAAGCUACCUGACAUCAUCAUUAUAGAUGAGGACGAUCUCGAUGACCUGGUUGGGGCGAUUUCAAAACUCGAGUGCGACCUUAUGUCCUACCCUGGCAAUCGCGGUCCUUUAUCCUCGAAGGAAGAAAAGGCGAUUGAUAAACAGCUCGAUGCCACCGGACUUGCACACAAGUCUCUUAUGGACGCUGAAACUCAGGAAGAGAAAAAGGCCAGCCCCAACUACACCAGUUUGCUAAAGAUCAAGCUCGCCUGUGACAAGUUGAGGAUCAUAGAAAUACAUUUCGAAAAAAUCAAAGGUUGGAAUUUCAGGGUGAAAGCUGCUCUUGGUAUAAAGAGUGAUGCUAUUUGUAGAUUACCUUGCCGGUCCUACAACGUAGAUUACCCCACAAAACAGGUGCAUAUAACUGCGUACUAA